GCAAGUUGUUUCUCAGCCACUACAUGCAUUAAAAAAAUUGGCUUGGUGUUAUAUGCAAAGAAGAGCAAAGGAAAAAAAGGGAGAGAGACUAUAUUGAAUGCAAGAUCAUGCAAAAAUUACAAAUCUAUGUUUCUAUCUACCUGUUUAUGUUGAUUGUAGCUGGUCCUGUGGAUCUCAAUGAGAGCAGCGAACAAAAAGAGAAUGUGGAAAAAGAUGGACUGUGUAAUGCAUGUACAUGGAGACAAAAUACCAAAUCUUCAAGAAUAGAAGCCAUCAAAAUUCAAAUCCUUAGUAAACUUCGGCUAGAAACAGCUCCUAAUAUUAGCAGGGAUGCUAUAAAACAACUUUUACCCAAAGCUCCUCCACUCCGGGAACUGAUUGAUCAGUAUGAUGUCCAGAGAGAUGACAGCAGUGAUGGGUCUUUGGAAGAUGAUGAUUAUCAUGCUACAACUGAAACAAUUAUUACUAUGCCUACAGAGUCUGAUUUUCUAAUGCAAGUGGAAGGAAAACCCAAAUGUUGCUUCUUUAAAUUUAGCUCUAAAAUACAGUAUAAUAAAGUAGUAAAGGCUCAACUAUGGAUAUAUCUGAGGCCUGUCAAGAAAUCUACAACAGUGUUUGUGCAAAUCCUGAGACUCAUCAAACCCAUGAAAGAUGGUACAAGAUAUACUGGAAUUCGAUCUCUGAAACUUGACAUGAACCCGGGCACUGGUAUUUGGCAGAGUAUUGAUGUGAAGACAGUAUUGCAAAAUUGGCUCAAACAACCUGAAUCCAACUUGGGCCUUGAAAUCAAAGCUUUAGAUGAGAAUGGUCAUGAUCUUGCAGUCACCUUCCCAGGACUAGGUGAAGAUGGAUUGAACCCCUUUUUAGAGGUCAGAGUUACAGACACACCAAAAAGAUCUAGAAGAGAUUUUGGUCUUGAUUGUGAUGAACACUCAACAGAAUCUCGAUGCUGCCGUUACCCUCUAACAGUAGAUUUUGAAGCUUUUGGAUGGGACUGGAUUAUUGCACCCAAAAGAUAUAAGGCUAAUUACUGCUCUGGAGAAUGUGAAUUUGUAUUUCUACAAAAAUACCCUCACACUCAUCUUGUUCACCAAGCAAAUCCUAGAGGUUCAGCAGGACCCUGCUGUACUCCUACUAAGAUGUCUCCAAUAAAUAUGUUAUAUUUUAAUGGAAAAGAACAAAUAAUAUAUGGAAAAAUUCCAGCCAUGGUAGUAGACCGUUGUGGGUGCUCAUGAGCUUUGUGUUAGGUUCAUUACUUCAUAAAAUAUGGAAGGUUUCCCCUCACCAAUUUCUGAAACUGUGAAAUUAUGUACAAUAGGCCACAAAAGGCCUAGAGUACAUUACAGAUUCACCAAGGCACAAGUUACCAUAUAUGAACUAGAAGAAGAGAAUAAAUGCAGUGGUUGGUAUUUAACCUUCAAAAGAAAAGUUAAUCAAAAUAUUUUAAUUUCCUUUUUGAACAAAAAGGAAAUAAUAUUUCACAUAUGAUCAUCUAUCAUCACAUGCAGGUAAAUAAAAGCAACUCUCGUGUCCCAAUGAAUUGAAGAAAUGAACCUUAAAAUGCAUUUCUUCACAGCUUCACUUAAAAUCAAUCAGAAAAUUUCUAUACAGUAAUGGGAUAAUGUAGAGUUGUUACAUAUCAUUUACAUUUUCCUCAAACACUUGAAUUUUUAGUGUAUAACAGUAUACUUGGUAAGAUGAAAUUCCAUGAAAGUAGAAGAAUACAGAAAUUAGGAAUGGUACACUAUACAUGUGGUUCCAUUCCUAUACUAAUUAGUACAAUAUGUUAAUAAUCCAAAACAAUGGUGCUAAUACAACAGGCUGAAUGAAAGAUGUUAUUUGGCUGCAAGUAUCCAGCAAAAUAUAUAGCUUCCCCUUUACUCAGGUACCUUUAAAUGGAGUAGGGUUUCUUUAAUAAAAAGAGACAGUUUUCUUUGACAGCUUUCAAGUUUGUAACAUCCCUGGACAGUCUGCAGUCUACUAAAAGGCAAUAAGACAUUAAGCACUUGACAUAUCUUGAAAUGCUAUAUAAAGAUCAACUAUUAUUUUUGUUAUAAUUAAUAAGACAAGUAUAAAUCUUAAUUCAAAAUUCAAAAUUAUAGCCUGCUUUUCUUUCUUUUUAAAAUCAAUACUGCAGUUUGCACUAAAACCAACCAAUGCAAAUCAAUGGUUCUAUCAAUGUUGUAUAAAAAUACUUUAAUACAAUUGCAUUUAUGUGAUAUGUAUACAAGACUUUUGUAAAUAAUGUUUCCUUUUUUAUUUACUGUUGGUAUAUGUUUAUAUUAAGAAAAUUUCAAAUUAUGUAUCAAAGCACAAACAUGUCUUCAAUUAUGAAACAUGAUUGCUUGCAGAGCAAAUUUUAUUAGUGAUUAGUGGACUUGAAAAAAUCCAUAUGCCAAUAGUUAGAUGGUUACAUUACAAUCAUUUUAUAUUUUUUUACAUUAUUGACAUCCUUUUAUGGAGUCACAAUGACUGUAUAAUGUGAAUAUGCAAUUUUGAUGGUUUACUGUCAAUAUAAUAAAAUCAUAACGUUCCAUGAUUUUAAUACUAUAUUGAUAAACAUUAUUGACCAUACCAAAAACCUUUAAUUUUAUUGUCUCUAUAGGCAAAAAAAACAACAAAAAAAAAAAAAACAAAAAACCAAACUGUUGAUCUUUCCAAUAAAAUAUUGCAAACUUUAUUUUAUAAUUCCAUACUAAAUAUACUUCUUCAUAUGCUUAUAUUUUAUCAAUCAGGUAUUGCAAAGAUAAAUUUUUUGAUAUGAAAUGUAUUGAGAAUCACCAUAAGUUAUAUUAAAAUGUUUUCAUCUUUAUGGUAAGAUGCAAAAGUUCUUAUGUUACAAUGAUGUAUUCUGGAUUUCUGGUUUUCAACUUAUCAUCCUUUAUUGUUUGAGAUUAUAGUAAAAUAUCAACCUGUUAAUUUUCUUCCUCUUUCCCCCCUCUAACUUAUAUUUUAGAAAAUUCUAACUAUUCAACAUUAAAAUUUUUAUUCAAAAUGAAAAACAUAAAUUACUCAUUUACAAAUAUUUAGAAAUUAUAAAGCUGUUCAAGUUUUGAGUGGAUUUCCCUUCAAAACUAUGGGUCAUAUUACUUGACAUUACAAAAACAAAUAAUUGAUUACAUCUGUUAUAUUUCCCUUUAUGAUGACCUGGGGUACUAUUUUCAUAGAUUCAAUUUCCAAGUGAAUCAUAAUGGGCAGGAGUAUAGGAUAUUAGAAUUACAUAGAGGACACCAUGAAGCCACAUGCUUCUCUUGGUUUUAUGGAAUAUAUGUAGUUUUUCCUAUGGGUACAAAGAACUUUCUGAAUUGCAAAAUAUUAACCAAGUUCUUUGACAUCCUAAAUGCAAUAUUCAAUAUACACAAAAUAAUAUUUUAACUCCUAAUAGAAUGGGGACAAAUAACCAUUAAACCUAAAGGAAGAAUUAAUUGAAUUUUCUUUAAUACCACUAAUUACUAAGUAAACUUCUAUUCCUCAGGGCUUGAAAAGAUCCAUGAUGUAGUAUCAGUGCUGAACUUGGAGUCAGAAGAUCUGAGUUUCUAUUUCCAGUUCCAAUACUUUCUAGUUUUGUAGGAACAAGUGGUUCAUUUAAUUUCUGAGUCUCAGUUUACUCAUCUAUAAAGAAUAAUAACAUAGUCCACCUACCUCACAGGGCUGUUGUGAGGAAAAUGCUUUGUAAAUUUUAAAAAUACUACAUAAAUAUGAGCUAUAAUGUAUGGUUUCAUCAGUGUGGUAUCUCCUUAUACUAGUACAGAUCACAGUCCUUCUAUGCUUUUGUAGAUGAUCUUUGUGAGUUGCUAUGGCCAAAAAAAUUUAAGUAAUUAUAUCUUGCAUUAUAUUAUUUUUUAAUUAUAAGAAGUUAAAAGCCUCUUUAAAAUUAGCUAAAUUGAUAUUUGAGCAUAAGGUAAGUAUAUCUCUGGGCAUAUAUGCAAAAAAACUUUUCAAAUAAGUGGAAUUUGCUUGAUCUUAUGCUCCACUGAUACUACCUUAAAGAUAAUAUUCCCUUCACUAUUACAGUGAGGCAUUAGAGUAAAACUUAUUGAACCUACAAUUUUAAUAGAGUUUUUCCUGAACCACUAAAGAAAAUUAUUUACUAUUACUUCCAGCAAUAAUGUCAAUAUAUAAGUACUCUUCAAAAGUUAAUAUUGACACUUCCAUUGAGAAAACUGUGAUUUUAACACCUAAUUAAACAUUUGGGAAAUCAUUAUCCUCAGGACAUUCACAUUUUAUUCAAUAUGUGCAUGAUAUUCAUGAUACAACAUAAUACUAAUGCUAACUAUUAGGCAAAUUCCAUAGGAAAUCUCAUGGAAAAUUUUGACUUGUGGGCCAAACCAAUUCAUGUUUUUCUCUUCUGCAUCCUCUUCUAACAGCAUAUAUGAACCCAAAAGUCACUAUAGUCCCUAUACAUAUUUCCUUUCUAAAAGUAAAUUCAAUUGAUAAAUUGCUUUGAUUAUUUGAAGAUAUUUUCAGAUGUAUAGUUGUUGUUUUUUGCUUAAAAUGGUUGCUGCUAGAGUUUGGUCCAAGAGCCCCGUGUUAUGGAUAUCUUAUCAUUCUAUGUAUGACACUGGAAGGCUCAUGUCACAAUGCUAGCCCUCAGUUUCUUUAUCUAUACCAUGGAAGGCUUGGAUUAGAGGACUUCUAGAAUCUUGUUAGCUCUAAGUUAAUAACUUAAGUAGUAAUUAAUUUCUUUAAAGACUACCUCUUCCUGUACACAUGGAAAACAAAACUGUUGUGUUAUUUUUAAGUCACAAUUAAUCAGCUACAAACAAUUAUGUUAUCAGGAAGUACAUUAAAGACACAAAUCUUAUUCACAUGUGACAAGAAAUAUAAUUUCUGAUAUUAUUGCUAAAUAUAAGGAUAAUUUUAAAUUUCCAAAUAAAACUAUGUAUUUAUGAACACAAACCAAAUCACAAAUAUAGGAAGUCAGAAAAUACUAUUUGAUUUGGAGUCAGAAAGCUUGGCUUCAAGCACCAGGAUAGCCAUAUAUUGCUAGGCAAGUUACUAUCCCUCUUAAGCCUCUGAAUAAUGAUAAAGGGAGAAAAAUAUUUGCAUUACAUACCUACUUAGAUGGUUGUUUUGAAAAAAUGCUCUGUAAACUUUAAAGUACUCUAUAAAUGUGAAUUUAAAUAUUAUUCUAACAAUGGGAGGACAGACUUCGAAAACAAAAAAUCAGAUCUCUUUUCUUUGAAUAAAAUAGUUAAAUGUUUACUUCAUUCUUUAUGAAAGUCCACCUGCUUUUCCGAGUUUUGUAGCACAAAAUAUGUAAAAGGAAAGCAAAAUGUGAUUUUACAUAAACUAUUAUGCUGUGAUAAUACCUAGAGAAAAAACCUUAAUGGAUUAUGAAAUCAGUACCUAUGGGUACCUAAAUUAGAAUAGGGCAGAUAACCAUGCAAUAAUUUUGCAAGUGAUUAUUAAAUUUUCAAUUCAUUUUCUUCUUCAUGUCUUACAGACUUUAAGCAUUCUUAGGAAGGUCAAUAAUUGAAAGCUUCACAAAGAAAAUAGAGUUUCAAGUUUCUGAAACUGUGCUGCCUCCAGGAAAGAGUUCUUUUGUAUAUUCUUUUGUAUACACUUGGUCUAAAGUAGCUGUUUUUUACAUGUUUAUUUCGUCAGUAUCAUUUCCUCAAUAAACACAUCUGAAACAGUGAUCCUCAAUAAACACAUCUGAAACAGUGAUGUUAGAAUCCAAAUGUGGUAGAGCUCCAUUCUCUUUGAUGGUGAAAAGGGUUUCUCAUAAAAUAUCUUUUUUGCAGAUCUUUUCCAUUUUAGGUCUGUCAGUAGUCCUUCUUCCAGUUUCAACUUUAUUUGCCCUUGGGAUAAUUGCUUAAGUAGGCCUCUUUCAAAAAUGACUUCAAAUUUGUUUUUCUUUCUGCUGCUUUUUUCUGUUUUAUGAGUUAAUAAUGCUUAUCAUCCAGUAGCCUUUCUCUUUAAGAUUUUAUAAACAACUUUAUAUUUUAAGGCACUGUUAUCUUUAGCUGCGUCGGUUUACAACUUAGCAAAGGAAGUUGUUUGCUGACUAAAUAGAUUUUUAGGUAUUUCUCAUCACCUCUUUAUGACAACUAAUAUGUAAGGAUGUUCUUUCCUUCAUUUUAUUUCCCAAUUUUUGGGGUGCUAACAAUUUGUGACUUGAAAAACACUAAUGAAAUAUUUGACUAAUAUAGCAAUGUUGAUAACAAAUAUCUCAGAAUGUUAUCCUAUAAUAAUAAUAGAAUUCUGAUGGAGUAGCUCUUUCUUUGUUGAUGUUGGGUUGUGUCAUAUUCUACCUCACUAUCAAAACCCAUUCAUAUCAUCUAAUUCUGGAUAAUUCUUAAUACUCUCUUUAAAAAAAUCCUUAAUAGAAGUUCUACCCAAACACAUUGAUGAUUUUCCUCUUUUUCUUUUGACAUUGCAUGUAUGUCAGUAUAAUGAAUAGGAGGGAACAUUCUAUUACCACCUAAAUUAAUGUAUUCACAGAAGGAAUCUAGAUGGAAUCAAUCAAGAAUGUGAUCAGAAAUUGCUUCCCUUUUGUGGUAUGAAACUCUUAAAUCAGGCCAAAAAGAGAAUAGCUGAUUGGCUAACCAAAUAACCAACCAUGCUUUGAAGGGACUUUAAAUAUUUGGAAAAAUUUCAUCAAUUUGCCAGUCCAGCAGCAGGAACAGUCUAAUGGAAGUUAGAACCAAGGUCCUUUUGAAUUCAUUUUUAGGGUGGGAAGAAGAAAAAAUCUUUAUCUUUAUUUUUUUCUUCUUCCCACCACCAUUGACUAUGUCACAGGAGAGUCAGUCAAGACCCACAGGAAAGAACUCUGAAAAACACAGCAUGAGGACUUUUCAGAGGGAAAAAGGAUUUUCAAUACCAGGAGUUCUGAAUUACCCCUUUGUUCAUGUAUUUUCUGUGGUGUACCUCACCACUAUUGUAUCUUAAGUUUGAUUCUAUUCUUUCCAUGGCAAAUAUGUGUAAUUGUGGGAGUUUGUAUUAAAGUUCUUUACGAGA
This is a messenger RNA of Antechinus flavipes (yellow-footed antechinus), 6963 nucleotides long. RefSeq names its product myostatin (gene MSTN). The record is from RefSeq and is a predicted model, not a curated record. The transcript has 3 exons. Bases 108 to 1235 code for a protein of 375 amino acids. Gene Ontology annotation, biological process: SMAD protein signal transduction. Gene Ontology annotation, cellular component: extracellular region. Gene Ontology annotation, molecular function: cytokine activity; growth factor activity. Lineage: Eukaryota; Metazoa; Chordata; Mammalia; Dasyuromorphia; Dasyuridae.